This is a messenger RNA of Staurois parvus, 714 nucleotides long. The record is from the annotation of a GenBank genome assembly. NCBI's taxonomy places the organism in Eukaryota, Metazoa, Chordata, Amphibia, Anura, Ranidae.
UGUGGGACCCCUGAUGUACAGGAAGACAGGACUUCAGUGAGGAACAUUUCCCUCACUCAGGACAGGAAAGUGGCUUCUCCCCGUGGGUGAGAUCUCUGAUGUGUGUAAAGAUGGGACUUGUCUGAAAAACAUUUCCCACACUCAGGACAGGAAUACGGCUUCACUCCUGUGACAGGAAUACGGCUUCUCCCCCCUGUGUGAGAUCUCUGAUGUGUGUAAAGAUGGACUUCAUGUGAAAAAAACAUUUCCCGCACACAGGACAGGAAUAUGGCUUUUCCCCCGUGUGAGAUCUCUGAUGUGUGUAAAGAUUGUAUUUUCCUUGAAAAACAUUUCCACACUCAGAACAGCAAAGUGGCUUCUCUGCCCGUGUGUGAGAUCUUUGAUGUAUGGAAAGACAGGACUUCUGUGAAAAACAUUUCCCGCACUCAGGACAAGAAUACGGCUUCUCCCCCGUGUGAGAUCUCUGAUGUGUUAAAAGUUUUGAUUUUUCUACAAAACAUUUCCCACAUUCAAGGCAAGAAUAUGGCUUCUCCCCCUGUGAGAUCUCUGAUGUCUGUAAAAGUAGGAAAUAUGUGAAAAACAUUUCCCACACUCAGCACAGCAAUGCAGCUUCUCCCCCGUAUGAGAUAUCUGGUGUGUGUAAAGAUAGGACUUCUGUGAAAACAAUAUUUCCCGCACUCAGAGACAGGAAAGUGGCUUCUCCCCCGUGUGUGA